AUGGCAAGAUUUUUAACCUCAAUUCAUGCAACUGAAAGGAUUUGUCUCGCGCUAGCACUGCUGACGGUAUUGGUGUUGCAUGCCAAAAAUCUUCCUUUGGACACGGCUUCCACAAAAACCAUGGCCAGAAGAGAAGCACGUAAUCGUGAUCGUGAUGGUGAUCCUGUUGCUUUAUUGGAUUUCAAGUCAAAAAUUCAGCAUGACCCUUAUGGGAUUAUGAACUCAUGGAAUGACUCUCAUGAUUUCUGCUCAUGGAAGGGUGUUCUAUGCGGUCGCAAGCACAAAAGAGUGACCAGCAUAGGUCUUCAAAGCAGAGGCUUGGGUGGCUUCCUGUCACCGUUUCUUGGGAACCUCAGCUUUCUUCGUGCGUUGAUGCUAAGAAACAACACCUUCCAAGGUGGAAUCCCGCCCCAGUUUGGAAAUCUCUUCAGGCUGCGGGAACUGAAUCUGUCAUGGAACUCCCUGGAAGGCGAAAUUCCAGGCAAUCUAUCCCAGUGCUUCAAGCUUUUGCAUCUUAGCCUAAGCUACAACAAGCUAGUUGGGAGUAUACCACCAGAAUUUGGUUCCCUGAGGAACCUUAAAUCCCUCGCGAUUCGCGACAAUAACCUUACAGGAGCUAUCCCUCCUUCCAUGGGGAAUCUUACUUCCCUGAGUUUACUAAAUGCGGCUGCAAAUCAUUUGGAGGGAAAAAUUCCCGAAGAAUUAGGUCAGUUGAAAACGUUAAAAAUCAUUGGAUUUGGCGAUAACAGACUAAAUGGUAACAUCCCUGUUUCUGUCUAUAAUCUCUCUCAGCUGGAGGUUUUGUCUCUGUCAAGUAAUCAGCUACAUGGAACUCUUCCUUCAGCAUUAGGUCUCAUGCUUCCUCGCCUUCAGUGUCUCCAGUUGAGAGACAAUCAGUUCUCGGGGGUACUUCCAGCCUCUUUGUCAAAUGCCACUGAGCUACGCUGGAUCGAAAUUGGAGGCAAUGGAUUCAGCGGCGGAAUAACAGUUGAUUUUGGAGGCCUGCAAAAUUUUAUUUGGCUGUUGGCAGCAGCUAAUAAUUUUGGAAGUGGGGAAGUACUGGAUGGAUUGCAGUUUCUCAGUACCAUGACAAACUGCAGCCAAUUACUUGUAAUUGAACUAGCUUUCAACCAACUAAAGGGGAUCUUGCCCAACAGUAUCGGUAACUUAUCAUCCCAAUAUUUGUCACUUGGCGGAAACCAAAUAUACGGAGAAAUUCCUUCAACGGUAGGUAAUCUCAUCAGCUUAACGACUUUAUUUAUUGACAGUAAUCAACUCACAGGGACGGUUCCUAGUACAAUUGGUUAUCUUCAUAAAGUCCAGCGGCUGUCUCUUCAUUCCAAUAAAUUGUCAGGAGAAAUUCCAGAGUCUGUAGGAAACCUCUCACUGUUGAAUGAACUAUAUUUAGCUGAUAACCACCUGGGGGGAUCCAUUCCACCAGCUCUUGGAAACUGCAAGCAGUUGUUACUCCUAGGACUUUCUAAAAACAACUUGAGUGAUACGAUACCAAAAGAGAUUUUUGGGAUAUCUUCCCUGUCCAUUUCAUUAGAUCUUUCUCAGAAUCAUUUAUCUGGAACCAUACCAUCAGAGGUUGGCACCUAG
This is a messenger RNA of Coffea eugenioides, 1602 nucleotides long. RefSeq names its product putative receptor-like protein kinase At3g47110. Lineage: Eukaryota; Viridiplantae; Streptophyta; Magnoliopsida; Gentianales; Rubiaceae. The transcript has a single exon. Bases 1 to 1602 code for a protein of 533 amino acids. The record is from RefSeq and is a predicted model, not a curated record. Gene Ontology annotation, molecular function: protein binding.